Molecule: messenger RNA, 4405 nt
Organism: Lingula anatina
Lineage: Eukaryota; Metazoa; Brachiopoda; Lingulata; Lingulida; Lingulidae
Product: major facilitator superfamily domain-containing protein 8
Biological process (GO): transmembrane transport
Molecular function (GO): transmembrane transporter activity
Source: RefSeq, a predicted model, not a curated record
UUACCGGCAUCAGGAAUCGACCAACGUUACUUUCCAUUUACCGUUAAUUUCAUCAUUUUCGGCAUGCCGCCUGUUCGAGUGCCCAGUUACAUCAGAUAGCCUAGGCAAAAUAUAUAAAGAUGAAUGCAAAGUGGAAGAAGCGGACGACUUACAUCACCAUUUGUACGUUUUGGUUCUUUGGAGGUGUUGAGUACGCUGUAAUUCUGCCUACACUAUGGCUAUAUAUCCAUGAGCGGUACAAUGCUGAGCAGUACUUUCUGGGUAUGAUACUGUCUGCAUUCAGUGUCACUGGGCUGUUUGCUGGGCCAAUCAUGGGGAGAUGGGGCGACAAAACCAGACAAACCAAACUUUUAUUGUUAUUUUCAAACUUGUGGGAAAUAGGAGGAAACAUUAUGUAUUUUUUGGGAAUAUCUAAGUGGUUUUUACUAGGCUCCAGGCUAGUGGCAGGUGUUGGCACUGGAGUUGGAGCUGCCAUCAUAGCAGAUGUGUCAAGGGCCACACAUAUAGAGGAGAGGACCUCAGUAUUAGCAACUCUUAUGAUUGCCAGACAAGUGGGCCUGGUUGUAGGUCCAGGUUUGAACUUAUUCUUACGUAAAUCUAACUUCACCAUUGGACCCUAUGUUGUGGAUGCUUACACAGCACCUGGGCUUUUCAUGGCCGUCCUGUGGACAGUCAUGCAAAUAGUUGUCCUAUUAUUCUAUCACAACUUACCAGAACUACCAGCAAUAAAACCAAAAAUAACCACAAACACUGACCCCCAGAUGAAUGGGGGAAGUUCAUCUAGUUAUGAAAGUAGGCCAACAAGUAACUUGCACAGUGUUCCAGAUAGUGGGAUUCAUUCUGAGAGCAGUUUAAACACAGACAGACCUCGGAGUAUUUCUCCCUCGGGUCUUGUUGAUCCAGGACCCAUUUAUGAGAGUGAACAAUUGCUGCGCGAGCAUGGCGAAUAUGUGAAUUCAGACAAUCCACAAAAUCAAUAUAUUGUUGAAGUGAAAAGUGCAACCAACCAAAAACUGACAUGGAGUUAUAUUAGACAAGAAUUUCUGCGAGAGGAAGUGGUCUUACUCCUUUUUGUUUCCUUUGUUAGUAUGUUCAUGCAGACAGGACUUGAGACAUUUGUGACACCUCUAACCAAAAGCCUUUUAAACUGGGGAGAGUUUGAAAACAGUAUUAUGUAUUGUUUAGCUGGUGUAGAGGUUAUAAGUGUUUUCAUACUGGUACAUUUCCUGAGUAAAAGGCUACAAGACCGAACAAUGAUUUUGAUUGGAUGUCUGGUGGAGAUUGCGUGCAUAGCUUUCAUGACCUACUACCUGCCCAUUGCUAAACCUGAAACACCACUGAUAUUACCUGCCUUAAUAUUGGGUAUUUUCCUGGAUGUGUUUGGGUUGCCUUUCAUGGCUGUUUGUGGCAUUUCUCUGUACUCAAAAAUUACACGUUUGGAAACACAGGGUUUUGGGCAUGGAUUAAGGCGCACAAUGCUGGGUUUAGGCACCAUCCUAGGUCCCCUGUGGUCUGGUGCUUUGUUAUCUAGGAUGUACGUAAUGCUGGGAGUGGUGCUGGGGCUUUUGGUGUUGGCCACAGUAAUGUUGCUGCUAUCAUUCCGCUGGUUAAAAGUUGAGAGGACAUCUCCAGUGCAUACACAAUCUGUGCAAGAAACAGAACAGGAGAAGGCUCCAUUACUCCCAGAUGCUGGUCUCCAAAACACAAUGAACAGUACAUAUGACACAGUUCAUGGAACAUCUAGCACAAUGAGCUGAACAUCUAACACAAUUAGGUGAACAUCUUGUGCAAUGAUUGGAACACCUGAUGCAAUGAAUGAAACAUUGAGCAUUAUUGGAACAAUUUUGAUUGCUAUGAUAAUAUUGUUUAAAUUUUAUUUUGGACAUCCUUUGCAAUAGAUGAGACUGCUGGAUCAAUACUUAAUUUUUUGUUGGUUCACAACAGAUGGCACAUCUUACACAAAUAAGGUCAGUGCAUGAUAGGAGUCUUGACAAAUGUCAUAAUUUAUGAUAAUCAUGACUGCAUUUUAAAGACUAAAUGCAUAUCGUCACCUUUAUGUGUUCCCAAUAUUUGUUUAUUUCCUCAAAUAAUUUGCUCUAAUUAAAACAAACCUCAUUUUUGAUAUUGAGACUUCUUCUUGGCGAUUCCCAACACAACCAUUCUAUUUUUUUUUCAUCAUUUUUCAUAUAAUUUAUGAAAAUGUUAAUACAGUAUUGUGUUCAUUUUUAUUCCUUUCACUGUGUAAGCAUUUUAACAUUUGAUUGCAAAUCGAACAUGCAAAUUGUUUUGGCUGUAUGCUUAUUAAUUAUAAUACUGGAUUGGCAAGCUUUUAAUACACUAUGUAGCUGUUAUCAAGAUAUUUUUGUACAAAAUAUUAAUAUUUUUAUUUAUUGGAGUAAGAAAAAGAAAAUUCACGUAUUCAACCAGAUUUCGUCAUGAGAUUAUCUUAUUGCUGAAAAGGCAUGACACUACGAGUAGAAGAAAUAAGAUGAGGAGUGAAAGUUGGCAAGUGGAAUUUGUUGUUAAGGAACUGCCAGUAAAUCAAUAAUACCCACCUUUUUAAGAGGAAAUUUGAUUGUUUUGUGUUGUCCAUUUUCAAGUUUCUCAGUGAGAAGGCUUGCCAUGUUUUUUUUUUCUUCUACAUUAUUCAUAUGUUUGAGAAAGCAGUAUCUUUGCGUUUUUAUCAUAUUGGUUUUGGAAACUGUUUUUGUUAUUCAAGUGUCAUCGUUAUAUAAUUGCAGUUUUUGUUCAGGAGUUGUGAUAUUUAUUUAUGCAUAUGUGCAUGUGUUAUGGUUGUUAAGGUGAAUUAAAAUUUUUUUGGGUGCAUUACAUAAAAAAAUCUUUUUACCAAUCUUUGACAUGCCAUAUGCCAAUUGUUUUCUAGUAUGUGAUGACAUUUUUUUAAAAAAAUGGUGAUGACAGUGCAAGUGGAACCCUGGUAUGGCUUCAUUAUAACAUUAUAACAGAUAUGAGCUGUGAGAACAGUGUUGGUGUUAUCCUAAUGUUACCUCCAUCUGUGAUAAUAAAAAAAAUGUCUAAAUGUAAAAUUUUCAAAUUUUUGAGUUUAAAGUAGUAUGACAUUUUACAUAUCAUCUUAUGUGUAUCCAUCUUGUUAUUGGUAGGCAUGGGUCUCCAUCACAUAUGUAUUAUUUUACCUGUCACUUGCUAGUUUAAGUAGCAUGGAGUAUGGUUAAGGAUGAUUCAAGUGAUUAAGAGACCCCCCCCACCUUCUUGUAUAAGCUUCUUGGGUGAAGAUUGUUCUUUAUCGAAUCAUAUCAAGUAUAAGUAUGCAUUUACAAGGCUAUAUACAUAUCGAAAGAAAUGUUUUUAUGAUGUAAUAAUGACGAAAAAAAAAUUAGUAUUUUUUUUUCUUCAGAUACUUGAAUCGUUUUUCCCUCACAAGUAGCAGACUCUAGGAACCAUUUAGUUUUUAUCAGUAUGUAUGUACGGUCACUAAUUUCUCUCUCCCACUUUUUGAUAUUGUAUGAAUAUGGCUGUUAAUGCUCAUAAUCAACUUUUAAAGUCAACUGAAAAGUCAAAAUUUAUUAGAGCAGUUCUUAGAUUGUAUGUGGAAGGAAAUUAUUUAUAUAAAAUUAUUGUAUUUAUUAUUAUUAUUUGUACAGGGUUUUACUUUCACAUAGUUAGCCAAGAGAUAAAGUUUCUAUAUCAUCUCUAUUAUAAUGCAAACCAGGAAUCAAGUAUCAAGGUACACAUUACCGGGUAUUAUUACAAAUUUCAGUAUAAAGGAGUCUGGAAAUUAAAAUCCAGUAGAAAUACCUCUAGUAAAUUUCUUUGGGUGAUAUUUAGUUUCGUUCAACGAUUCUAUAUAGGUAAUGCAGUCUUGAUUUUAUACUUAACCAGGGAAUAAAGUAUAGUUUGCUCAAUUAAAAUAUCUACCUUACUAUGAAACAAAAAUAAUAAGUUCAAAUAAAAUGCUGUGAGAACAAUAUUGUUUUAUUUAUCUAAUAUCUUACUUUUAUCUACAUACUGAUUAAAAGCCAACAUGACACUAACACAAAAACAUAGUGCCGUUGACUUGGCAAUGAUAUAAAUUCAAAUUCCAUAGGAUUACAACACUUGAGUCUACGGACCCCUUCAUGACCUAGCUUGUAAUACUAGUAACUAUAUUAUUACACAAAAUAAUAACUAAUCUUAUUAAAGCUUAUAGGAUUUCACUAAUUGGAAAAUGAGAUGUGAAGAUUUGGGAGAAAGACGUCAGAGAUAUAAUAUCUCUGUAAUGAAGCUCUUCAACAGGUUUGGUCUUUAUUAUCUGACCAUCAGCCUUUAUACUAAUUACCCUCACUGGGUAUGUAAGACCUUUUCAACUACAUCUAUUUUUUGUUCAACCUUCCAUAGAGUCCUCUAGAUUGCAAUUGCCUGUUACAUACCUCCCCCCUCCUCCCCA